GAAGGCUAGAACGCCGUCUCCUGUAUCGAGAACAGAUAACACUCUACAAACUUUAAUCUCCAUCCAUCAGUCAAGAUAGAUACUGCUCUGUUUGAAUACUGCAAGGUGUGCUGCUCCAUUAACCCUUUUUAUGAAGUUAGUAGCAACGAGAUUGUUAAAUUGAAGAUAACGUUGACCUACGGUGCAGAGCCCAAUAAAAAAAAAAUGGUGGGUGGGGAGGAAAGUUUCAAGACACGGCCCCUUACUGGCAUACCACCAAUGGUUUGAUGCCCAAUCAAAUGCGGAAACGAACAAACCCGGCCCCCUGAUUUUUUAAAACACAGGAAUGUGGGUUAUGACUCCAGACCCAGCAAGGGCUCCCCCCAUAGUUACCGCAGCAUGCUGGACACAGUUACCGGACUGGAGAAUAAAGCCCAAGAGUGACAAGGCACUACCGGGAGGGGAUCUGGUGGACAGGGACUGGAAAACCACAACACAGGAGACUGUGAAUGUACAAAAGAAGCUAGAAAGAAGUGGAAGAACUAAGACAAGACUUUGGAAAAUAUAAACUUUAUACAAAGAGGGCAGAUUCCUAGCGGCAUCGCUCUGAUAACCGGCGACAUAGUAAGCAAACAAGAAAAAAGCUCGCCGAGAAGGGAAGAAGCGUCUCUCUGCCAAAGCCGCUGAGCACAUUAUCCCAUCACACCGGAUGUUUGUGGGAGGACCACAGUGACAGGUGGCACACGUGGAGCAUCAGGUCUCUGACAAGCUGAAAAUGGUGCUGCAGGUCGGCACAGACCGGGAGGAGGAACCUCAUAAUAGGUCCCCAAAAUGCACCUUACUCAACUCUUGUUCUCACCGGCUGGUGACCAAAGAUGGACACAGCACCACAACGGCUGUCGGAAUGCAAGGCCAAGGCUUGUCCUACCUGCGUGAUAUCUGGGGGUUGUUACUGGACAUGCGCUGGCGUUGGAUGAUGCUGGCAUUUUCUGCCUCCUUCCUGGCCCACUGGCUUCUCUUUGCUGUGUUUUGGUACCUCCUGGCAGGGAUGAAUGGGGACCUGGCACUGGAUCACGAUGCCCCUCCAGAGAACCACACUAUUUGUGUUAAAUACAUCACUAGCUUCACUGCCGCAUUUUCAUUUUCCCUGGAGACGCAGCUCACCAUUGGAUAUGGCACCAUGUUCCCCAGUGCGGAUUGCCCUAGUGGUAUUGCACUGCUGGCAAUACAGAUGCUUCUGGGAUUAAUGCUUGAAGCCUUCAUUACAGGUGUGUUUGUAGCAAAAAUUGCACGUCCUAAGAAUCGAUCCCCCUCAAUACUGUUCUCAAAGCUGGCAGUGGUGGGAAGUCCAGAAGGCAAGCCAUGUCUUAUGUUCCAGGUGGCCAAUACACGGCCAAGUCCAUUAACCAUGGUGAGAGUGAGUGGAAUCCUCUACCAAGAGAGGGGUGAUGGGCAAAUCCAGCAGACUAGCGUGGACUUUUCAUUGGAUAGUCAAAACAGCGGGGUAGAGUGCCCCUUUUUCUCCUUCCCACUUACUUACAAUCAUAGCCUAUCUUCAGGAAGUCCUCUGGCAACCCUACUUCAGCGAGAGACAUUACCCAACUCUGCUCACUCGGAGUUAGUCGUCUGCUUAUCAGCUACUCAGGAAUCAUCAGGGGAAAUCUGUCAGAGUCGUACAUCCUAUCUGCCCAGCGAGAUCCUCCAAGGCCAUCGAUUUGCACCCUGCCUAAUGAGACAGGCUGAAGGAGGAUAUCGCAUCUGCAUGGAAUCAUUUGGACGGCCGCUCCCGGAGCUACCCCAAUCGUCACACAGACAGUCGUACAGAACUGAACUGGAAGUCUGUGCUAAUGGGCAAAGAGCGGACACCUUCCAAAUCUGCGAGACUGGCCUGGGGGAGUAAUAGCCGGCCACUACAUUGCUGUCCUUCCCCUUUCAGCCAUCCUCACUUUAAUAACCAAGCUGACCCUUCGCCAAAGGAUUUUCACACUGGAAACGAGGGUGGUGUUAAGGCUCCAAAGACUGUUCUGUGAUCAUUUACUGCAGGACUACAUGCACUGUAUGGCCUUUGCUGCAGGAGGGGCCUAUAGGGCAUUGCCCAGCCGACAUGUACAACAACGUUAACAAUACAGCAUCGCUCAGAGGAGUGAGAGCACUCCAGAGAGAAGAAGGACAGAGUAGGUUUAAGGGGCAAAAUGUUGUGCAAAAACUGUGGACAUGCUCAUACAAUAACAUAUAUAUAUGUAUGCAUUUGUAAAGCAGGCAAGCGUACAUAAAAGGCAACAAGUGCAAAUGAAACCAUGGACAUUUGAGAAGCUAAACCUCGCUGUUCUAUACGGUUGGCUUAUUCUAGCAGAUUGUCCUUUUAAAGUGGAGCGCACUAUACUCUACCAAGGAGCAAUACAACACCCAAGACGUAGAGGUGCCCAAAGAUGUACAUAUCCAACGGGAAAACUAAAACCGUUCUUUUACAUACAUACGUUUAAUACAUAUGCAAAAUAUGCUAAAGCACAUGCAUUCCCUUUAAUCUUUUGUUGAAUCUGGCUCUGUGUUCUUAGUAGAAUUGCUGUACUAACCCUUAACAAUUCCCAGCUAGCGGAUUACCAGAGAAGAGCAGAAAGAAAGAGGCUUGUUGGCAGAGCAGGAAGAAGCCGAGGGAUGGCAGGGAGGCCGGCCCCGUAACAUUCAUUGCAUAUACUUCUGACAAUAAACCUGAAUAAACUGUGCGCUUCCAGCUGA
Messenger RNA from Spea bombifrons (plains spadefoot toad), 2715 nucleotides. It is a transcript of the gene KCNJ13, whose product is annotated as potassium inwardly rectifying channel subfamily J member 13. NCBI's taxonomy places the organism in Eukaryota, Metazoa, Chordata, Amphibia, Anura, Pelobatidae. The transcript has 4 exons. Gene Ontology annotation, molecular function: inward rectifier potassium channel activity. The record is from RefSeq and is a predicted model, not a curated record. Gene Ontology annotation, cellular component: plasma membrane. Gene Ontology annotation, biological process: regulation of monoatomic ion transmembrane transport; potassium ion import across plasma membrane. Bases 755 to 1879 code for a protein of 374 amino acids.